UUAAUUCUAAGCUACCUUAAUAAUUAGGUUUCAUAUAUUUCAUCAUUUCUAAAAUCAACCCUAACAUCAAUUGCCGCCUUGGUUUUCCAGAAUCACCAAUCUAAGAUCGUGAUAGGACACACUCAUCAUCAUCAUCAUCAUCAUGUCGUUGUUUGCGAAGGAAGAUUCGAUUCAAAUCCGUGAGGUGUGUAGGGAAAAUCUAGAAUCAGAGAUGUGUCUGAUUCGAGCAGCGGUGGAUGAUUUCCCGUUCGUCGGAAUGGUGUGUAGACCAGUCGUCAGCGAUUUUCCAGAAAUCGUGUUAGGAACUUUCAAUACCCUAACCGAGUACAACUACGAAACCCUAAAAACGAACGUCAACAAUAUUGUCGAAAUGCUUCAGCUCGGACUCACUCUCUCCGACGAGAAUGGAAACCUCCCAACUUGUGAGACUGACAAAUACUGUACCUGGCAGUUCAAUAUCCGCAACGUCGCUGAAAACAACCAAACCGGUAUAGAUCCCGAAGAAUUCGCCAACCUUAUGAUGUCCUCUGGGACUGUGUUGAACGAAAGCGUCCACUGGGUUACAUUCCACGGCGGAUACGAUGUCGGGUACUUGCUCAAGCUCCUCACUAAUCAGAAUCUUCCAGAGACGCAAUCGGGAUUCUUUGAGAUGAUCAGUUUGUAUUUCCCUAGAGUUUACGACGUCAAACACUUGAUGAAGUUCUGCAACGAUGCUUAUGGAGAUCUCAACUAUUUGGCUGAGCUGCUCGAUGUGGAGAGAGUUGGGAUUUCUCACCAGGCCGGAUCAGACAGCUUGUUGACGUCCUGUACAUUCAGAAAGCUGCAGGAGGUUUUCUUCAUUGGUUCUAUUGAGAAAUAUUCUGGUGUUUUGUUUGGAUUAGGUGUUGUCACCAAUGGUUAGUUUUCAUGGAAGACACAAAUUGAGUGUGUUUGUGUGUGUCUGUGUGCUAUGUUUGCUUCUUCGUUAUAUGUAUUUAAUUACAACGCUUUGCUUGAAUGUUGUAUGUAUUGGCUACAACACCCAAAUGUUGGAAGGUUGAACUUGAUUGGGUUUUGAGUAUUACCGUUUUGGUAUGUCACUUAAUUAAUGUUAUCUAUUAAUUCGACUCA
This is a messenger RNA of Camelina sativa (false flax), 1110 nucleotides long. NCBI's taxonomy places the organism in Eukaryota, Viridiplantae, Streptophyta, Magnoliopsida, Brassicales, Brassicaceae. The record is from RefSeq and is a predicted model, not a curated record.